AUUGGAGCUCUGAGCGCAUAUGAGUUGCCCAACAAAGAUUCAGUUAUUAACGGACUUUCAGCGCUUGCGGACGGCAUUAGCGGGAAUAAAAUAACAAGCAGUGUCUACUCUCUUCUCCUCCAACCGAAACGAUAAGAAGCGAUUCAAAAUGUUGUGAUACCAAAAAUAUAUAUGUAUUUCAAAGAAAAUUCAACGACCCCAGCCUGUGUGUGUGUGUUUUUUUUUUAAUGAAAAAGUUUAAUUUAAAUAAUAAAUAAAAAAUCCAUUUCCAUGCUAGUGUGAAUCGAAAUAAAAGUGAUAAUAUUAAUUUGUAAUUUUAAGCUCUGGCCACGAAUGUGUUUCAUCAAAUCCCCCUCUCACUAAUACUGCAACACACCGCGAUAUGUUCUUCGACAUCUGUUCGCCAAGGCAAUACCAUGGCAAGGCGUUCGCUCUUAAAGUGUGGUUAAGUUUAGCUGUAGUAAUUUUAGUUUUGUUGGAUGUCAAUUGUUAUGAAAAAAUUUAUAGUCAAAUUGAAAGACAAAGAUACGAUGGAUGGUAUAAUAAUUUAGCACAUCCCGAUUGGGGAUCAGUGGAUAGUCACCUGGUGCGCAAAGCACCACCAUCCUAUUCAGAUGGCGUUUACGCUAUGGCCGGCUCCAAUCGGCCAUCUACACGGCGACUAAGUCGUCUGUUUAUGCGCGGCCGUGAUGGUCUCGGUUCGAAAUACAAUCGUACGGGGCUGUUGGCAUUUUUCGGCCAGGUCGUGGCCAAUGAAAUUGUUAUGGCCUCCGAGUCGGGCUGUCCCAUUGAAAUGCAUCGCAUUGAAAUCGAGAAAUGUGAUGAAAUGUACGACAAGGAGUGUCGCGGGGAUAAAUACAUACCAUUUCACAGAGCUGCUUAUGAUCGGAAUACGGGUCAAAGUCCAAAUGCCCCAAGAGAGCAAAUCAAUCAAAUGACUGCCUGGAUAGAUGGCAGUUUUAUUUACAGUACCUCAGAGGCUUGGUUGAAUGCAAUGCGAUCCUUUCACAAUGGCACACUGCUGACGGAUAAGAGUGGUAAACUGCCAGUGAGGAAUACCAUGAGAGUGCCACUGUUUAACAACCCCGUGCCGAGUGUCAUGAAAAUGUUGAGUCCUGAACGUUUAUUCUUACUCGGCGAUCCUCGCACAAAUCAAAAUCCCGCUGUACUUGCCUUUGCCAUACUUUUCCUACGUUGGCACAAUACCUUGGCGCAGCGCAUCAAACGUGCUCACUCCGAUUGGUCCGAUGAGGAGAUCUUUCAGCGAGCUCGACGCACUGUCAUUGCCAGUUUGCAAAAUGUAAUUUUGUAUGAAUAUUUGCCAGCCUUUUUGGGUUCCGAAUUGAGACCCUAUCAAGGUUACAAUCGUGACAUGCAUCCCGGUAUUGGUCAUAUAUUCCAAGCUGCUGCUUUCCGUUUUGGCCACACAAUGAUACCGCCGGGAAUAUAUAGACGAGAUUCACAGUGUAACUACAAGAAAACACCAAUGGGUUAUCCGGCAAUACGUUUAUGUUCCACAUGGUGGGAUUCAAGUGACUUCCUGACAGACACAACCAUAGAAGAGAUCCUUAUGGGUCUGUCCUCACAAAUUUCGGAACGUGAAGAUCCCGUAUUGUGUUCUGAUGUACGAGAUAAACUCUUUGGUCCCAUGGAAUUUACACGACGCGAUUUAGGAGCUUUGAACAUCAUGCGUGGCCGUGACAAUGGUCUACCGGAUUACAAUAGUGCACGCGAAGCUUUUGGCUUACCACGUCGUAAUAGCUGGACCGAAAUUAAUCCAGAGCUAUUUGAAAAACAGCCGGAACUCUUGGAAAUGUUAAUCUCUGCAUACAAUGAUCAACUGGACGACGUGGAUGUCUAUGUUGGUGGUAUGUUGGAGUCGUAUGGACAACCGGGUGAACUAUUCACAGCGGUGAUAAAAGAACAAUUUGAACGUUUACGUGAUGCAGAUCGUUUCUGGUUUGAGAAUGAUCAAAAUGGUAUCUUUACCAGGGAAGAAAUUGAAGAGAUCCGUAAGAUUACUAUGUAUGACAUUAUUGUGAAUAGCACGGAUAUCGGUGAGGAUGAUAUCCAGAGAAAUGUCUUCCAUUGGCAAGAGGGUGAUCCAUGUCCCCAGCCAAUGCAAUUGAAUGCCACCGAACUUGAACCCUGCACCUAUCUCGAAGGAUUCGAUUAUUUCUCCGGUUCGGAGUUGAUGUUCAUUUAUGUUUGUGUGUUUUUGGGCUUUGUUCCGAUUCUUUGUGCCGGAGCUGGAUAUUGUGUUGUAAAGCUGCAGAACAGCAAGCGGAGGAAACUGAAAAUACGCCAAGAGGCAUUGAGAGCUCCUCAACACAAGGGAUCAGUGGAUAAGAUGUUAGCCCGUGAAUGGCUUCAUGCCAAUCACAAACGAUUGGUAACGGUGAAAUUUGGCCCUGAAGCUGCGAUUUACACGGUGGAUCGCAAAGGGGAGAAGUUGCGAACAUUUAGUUUGAAAUCUGUUGAUGUGGUCAAUGUGGAGGAAUCGGCUCACAACCACAUUAAAAAGAAACCCUAUAUUCUUCUAAGAGUUCCCAAUGAUCACGAUUUGGUGUUGGAACUAGAAUCGUAUGGAGCCAGACGGAAGUUCGUAAAGAAACUGGAAGACUUCCUGAUUUUACAUAAAAAAGAAAUGACUUUGGUCGAAGUGAAUCGCGAUGUUAUGUUGGCCAGUGCCGAGACCCGUGAGAGAAGACAAAAACGUUUGGAAUAUUUCUUCCGUGAGGCUUAUGCCUUAACAUUUGGCCUAAGACCUGGAGAACGACGCCGCCGAUCUGAUGCCUCCUCGGAUGGUGAAGUUAUGACCGUAAUGCGUACAUCACUUUCCAAAGCAGAAUUUGCCGCCGCCCUUGGCAUGAAACCCAACGACAUGUUUGUGCGUAAAAUGUUCAACAUCGUCGAUAAGGAUCAAGAUGGUCGCAUUAGUUUCCAAGAAUUUCUGGAGACGGUUGUUCUGUUCUCACGUGGCAAAACCGAUGAUAAGUUACGCAUUAUUUUCGACAUGUGCGAUAAUGAUCGCAACGGUGUCAUCGAUAAGGGCGAACUAAGCGAAAUGAUGCGAUCCCUGGUGGAAAUUGCCCGAACCACUAGCCUGGGAGAUGAUCAAGUCACUGAGUUAAUUGAUGGUAUGUUCCAGGACGUUGGUUUGGAGCACAAAAAUCAUCUCACCUAUCAAGAUUUCAAACUGAUGAUGAAGGAAUACAAGGGAGAUUUUGUUGCCAUCGGUUUGGAUUGUAAGGGUGCUAAACAGAACUUUUUAGAUACAUCGACAAAUGUGGCGCGUAUGACAUCGUUUAAUAUUGAGCCAAUGCAGGAGAGGCCACGUCAUUGGAUGCAAGAGAAAUGGGAUAGUUAUAUAACAUUCUUGGAAGAAAAUCGCCAGAAUAUAUUCUAUCUAUUUCUGUUCUAUGUUAUAACCAUAGUUCUAUUUGUGGAGAGGUUUAUUCAUUAUUCAUUCAUGGCCGAACACACGGAUUUGAGACACAUCAUGGGUGUUGGUAUUGCCAUCACAAGAGGAUCUGCCGCUUCGCUGUCAUUUUGUUAUUCGCUGCUUUUACUUACCAUGGCCAGAAACCUUAUAACCAAAUUAAAGGAAUUCCCCAUUCAGCAAUAUAUACCAUUGGACUCACAUAUUCAGUUUCAUAAAAUUGCUGCCUGCACUGCCCUAUUCUUCUCCGUACUGCAUACAGUGGGACACAUAGUAAACUUCUAUCACGUCUCAACACAGUCGCAUGAAAAUCUCAAGUGUUUGACGCGGGAAGUACACUUUGCCUCAGACUAUAAGCCAGACAUAACAUUUUGGUUAUUCCAAACUGUGACGGGAACCACCGGAGUACUGUUGUUCAUUAUAAUGUGCAUUAUAUUUGUCUUUGCCCAUCCGACAAUACGUAAAAAGGCCUAUAAGUUCUUUUGGAACAUGCACACACUCUAUAUUGGUUUGUAUUUGCUGAGUUUGAUACACGGCCUGGCAAGACUUACUGGGCCGCCUAGAUUCUGGAUGUUUUUCCUGGGACCUGGUAUUAUAUAUACCCUGGACAAAAUUGUUUCACUACGCACCAAGUAUAUGGCCCUGGAUGUUAUAGAAACCGAGUUGCUGCCUUCCGAUGUUAUCAAGAUCAAAUUCUAUCGCCCACCCAACCUAAAAUAUCUUUCCGGCCAAUGGGUACGCCUAUCCUGUACGGCCUUUCGGCCACAUGAAAUGCACAGUUUUACAUUGACCUCAGCGCCCCACGAAAAUUUUCUCAGUUGUCAUAUUAAAGCUCAAGGUCCAUGGACAUGGAAGCUGCGUAACUAUUUUGAUCCUUGCAAUUACAAUGCCGAAGAUCAGCCGAAAAUUCGCAUUGAAGGACCCUUUGGCGGUGGUAAUCAAGAUUGGUAUAAAUUCGAAGUGGCCGUAAUGGUUGGCGGUGGUAUUGGUGUAACGCCAUAUGCUUCAAUACUCAAUGAUUUGGUAUUUGGUACGAGCACGAAUCGUUAUUCGGGAGUGGCAUGUAAAAAGGUGUAUUUCCUAUGGAUUUGUCCCUCGCACAAACACUUUGAGUGGUUCAUUGAUGUGUUGCGAGAUGUCGAAAAGAAGGAUGUCACCAAUGUUUUGGAGAUACAUAUUUUCAUAACGCAAUUUUUCCACAAAUUUGAUUUGAGAACAACAAUGCUGUACAUCUGUGAGAAUCACUUCCAACGUCUCUCGAAAACUUCAAUAUUUACGGGUCUCAAGGCUGUCAAUCAUUUCGGGCGUCCAGAUAUGUCAAGUUUCUUGAAAUUUGUACAAAAGAAGCAUUCCUAUGUUUCAAAAAUAGGCGUAUUCUCCUGUGGUCCCAGGCCACUAACCAAAAGUGUUAUGUCCGCAUGUGAUGAAGUUAAUAAGACACGAAAACUACCCUAUUUCAUACAUCAUUUCGAAAAUUUCGGUUAAACUACAUAUCUACUCUGGCUAUCCGAAUAACAAAGCACUUCCAUUUUUUUAUAAUUUAAAUUUGAAUAUAAAACCAGCCCACUGUCAUCAUACAUUUUUUAUAAAAUUACAUUUAACUAUUUAAAGCAUAAAUGAAGGUCUUAUCUGUAUGUAAAUAUGUAUGUGAAUUGUAAUCGCAGUACACAUGAAUGUAUGUAUGUAGUAUGUGUGUGUUUUACUCCCCCAUCUUAUGUGUUAUGUAAAAUAUAUUUUUUUUAGUCAAAUUGAAAGAAACAUUCGUUCAUCAUUGAGAAAGUAAGAUCUUGUUUUUAUUGAAUCGAAGCAUAUAAAUCAAAACCUAAUGCAAUUAAUUAGUUCAUGUAUUUAUUUUUUGUGUAUUAAUAUUUUUUAUAUAAUAAAAUAUUUUAUUAGAAAUAAUUACCUAAAUGUCUCGUUCUGUUGUCAGUGUUUCGCAACAACAAAAAAUGUUCUUUAGAAUUUAUUUAUUUCUAUUAUUUUAAAUAAACCAUAAGUCAAAUAAA
Musca domestica (house fly) is the source of this 5448-nucleotide messenger RNA. RefSeq names its product dual oxidase (gene Duox). NCBI's taxonomy places the organism in Eukaryota, Metazoa, Arthropoda, Insecta, Diptera, Muscidae. Gene Ontology annotation, molecular function: calcium ion binding; peroxidase activity; heme binding. The record is from RefSeq and is a predicted model, not a curated record. Bases 383 to 4927 code for a protein of 1514 amino acids. The transcript is spliced from 11 exons. Gene Ontology annotation, biological process: response to oxidative stress.